GAUGGUGUAGCUCUCUCGCAGUCUGGUGGAGCUGCACACAAGGAUUAGAGGGUUGUUGUGAGUGUCUGCUCAAAGAGUGGGAGCCAGUGGACAGAAACAGAUAAAAAAAAAAUCUCCAGCAAGAGGAUAGCCUUGUUAUACUGGAUAAGUGCUCUGAUUUUAUUUUACUCUGCCUUUACUUCUCAUCACAGUCGAGCUGAAGGGUCUUCACCUGGGGGAGGACAGAUAAGCCAGUCAACUAUACAGCUUGGAUUUUCACACGGGGAGCCAUGUGAGCUGUACUCCCCUCUGCUGACUUCACGCAACAGAACUGCCCCAACAGUCUGCACUCCAAACCCAGGAGCACAACUAGGAUUCGCCCACCCCCUCUCUCCCUGGAACCUCUACUUUCAGCGCUUGCAUACCUCAGUGGAGGACACCUUUCUUGGGGUCGGGCUCUGAGUGGCCCCCUGGUCUGGAGGCCAGACAGCAGCACUCCAGCACCAUGGAUUACCUGCUUCGGACUGUAGUGCUGCUGUGCUUCACGUUGCAGCCGGGAAGAGGAGCUGAUCCCAAGCACAACGUUCCCAGACUAAAGCUGUCAUUCAAGGAAAUGUUAGAAUCCAGUAACCUCCUUACCUUUAAUGGCCUGGCAAAUAGUUCGGACUAUGACACAUUCUUAUUGGACGAGGAGCGAGGGAGACUGCUGGUUGGAGCCGAGGACUAUAUCUUCUCAUUUGACUUAGUCAACAUAAACAGAGACCACAAACAGAUUGCGUGGCCUGCCACCCCCUCCAAGAGGGAUGAAUGCAAGUGGGCAGGGAAGGAUUCGGCAAAGGAGUGUUCUAAUUUCAUCCGGGUCCUUCAACCGUAUAACCAGACCCAUCUGUACAUCUGUGGAACAGGAGCCUUCCACCCCAUCUGCGCUUAUCUGGAAAUGGGCAAAAGAGCAGAGGACAACAUAUUUCGACUGGCCUCCCAAUUUGAGAAUGGCAGAGGGAAAAGCCCCUACGACCCCAAAAUGCUUUCAGCGUCACUCCUGCUUGAUGGAGAGCUGUACUCUGGAACAUCUGCUGAUUUCAUGGGAAGGGACUUUGCCAUUUUCCGUACCCUCGGAGAUCAUCAUCCAAUCAGAACAGAGCAGCAUGAUUCGCGAUGGCUUAAUGACCCCAGAUUUAUUGGUGUAAACUUGAUCCCUGAAAGUGACAACCCUGAGGACGACAAGAUCUUCCUCUUUUUUAAAGAGAACGCAAUGGACGGAGAGCACACCGGGAAGGCUACAAUUGCCAGGAUAGGACAACUGUGUAAGAAUGACAUGGGAGGUCACAGGAGCCUUGUGAACAAGUGGACUACUUUUCUAAAGGCUCGUCUCAUCUGUUCAGUUCCCGGGGUCAAUGGCAUUGAUACACACUUUGAUGAACUCCAGGAUGUAUUUCUCAUGAGCUCCAAGGACCCAAAGAAUCCAGUUAUCUACGCCGUAUUCACUACUUCAAGUAACAUAUUUAAAGGCUCGGCGGUGUGUAUGUACAGUAUGGCUGACAUCAGGAGGGUUUUCCUGGGUCCCUAUGCCCACAGAGAUGGGCCCAAUUACCAAUGGGUCCCUUUCCAAGGGAGAGUGCCCUACCCCCGCCCUGGCACUUGCCCUAGCAAAACAUUCGGAGGUUUUGAUUCCACCAAGGACCUUCCAGAUGAUGUCAUCACCUUUGCCAGGGGUCAUCCUGCCAUGUACAACCCAGUGCACCCCAUUGGGGGACGGCCCAUCAUGGUUCGAACGGAUGUAGACUAUCAGUUCUCUCAGCUAGUGGUGGACAGAGUUGAAGCAGAGGAUGGGCAAUACGAUGUCAUGUUCAUAGGCACAGAUAUGGGAACAGUGCUAAAAGUGGUAACGAUUCCCAGAGAGAGCUGGCAUGACCUGGAGGAGGUUGUGCUUGAGGAGAUGACCGUUUUCAGGGAGCCCACUCCCAUUACCGCUAUGGAGCUUUCCACCAAACAGCAACAGCUGUACCUUGGCUCAGCCCUGGGAGUAUCACAGAUGUCUUUACACCGCUGUGAGGUGUAUGGGAAAGCCUGCGCCGAGUGCUGCCUGGCCAGAGACCCUUACUGCGCUUGGGAUGGUGCUGAGUGCUCCAGAUACUUUCCUACCGCCAAGAGGAGAACCAGGCGACAAGACAUCAGAAACGGAGAUCCGCUCUCGCAAUGCUCAGACCUUCAACAUCACGACGACAUGGAUGGUUUAGGAGGCAGCAUAGAGGACAGGAGUGUGUUCGGUGUGGAAAACAGCAGCAUGUUUCUGGAGUGCAGCCCCAAAUCUCAAAGAGCACUGAUUUACUGGCAGCUGCAGAGGCCCAACGAUGAUCGCAAGCAAGAGAUUAAGAUGGAUGAUCGGGUGCUGUGUACAGACCAGGGUCUGUUGAUCCGCAGCCUGUCCCUGUCUGACACGGGAGUCUAUCACUGCCAGGCGGUGGAACACGGCUUCAUUCAGCCCCUGCUGCUUCUCAACCUGCAGGUCAUCCCCACCCAGAGACUGGGGGACAUUCUGCCUGGGCUUCCCAGUGCAGGGGGUGGCGCAGGUAACUCAGCCAAGCACAGAGUCUGGUACAGAGAUUUCCUGUCUCUCUUAGACCACCCGGAGCUGAACAGCGUGGAGGAAUUUUGUGAUAGAGUUUGGAAGAAAGAGCGCAAACAGAAGAAGGUGAAAGCUCCCAACAGCAAUGGCAAAUCUGACAGUGCCCCGAGCUCUGCAGCGCGACCCAAAGCUGCGGCCCCCACUGCUCAGAAACAGCAGGCUAGUCCGCCAAACAGCAGGCCGUGGCUUCAAGCUGGAGAUCCAGUGGGGGAGGGCCCAACUCGGAGCCAGAAUACCCAGAAAGGUCAACCGAAUCUGAGUGCGGUCCCUAAAAACGGCCCGAAGACGCAGAACGGAGCAAAGGUGCAGGGUGGCCCGGGUGGGUCGCAGGUCGCGGGGGGCGCACGGGUCAGCAGCCAGCAUACGGCAAAAUGGAGACGGAUGCAGGAAAACAAGAAGGGACGUAACAGGAGGACCCAUGAGCUUCAAAGACCCCCACGUAGCGUUUGAGAAAAGAAGCUGGGAUGCACACCUUCAAGCAAGUCUACACACGUACAAGCACAAAGCCAUGCAUCAGCAUCAGCACAUACUAUGGGUUGUGAAUCCAUCAUAAUAUAAAACAAACAAACAAAAAAAACACCCAGCACAUUUUCUGAGAUAACAUACAUGAACCACAUCCUUGUAACAAAAGCAAGACGAAUGGACAGAACUUGUGAAAAAGACAAGCAGAGUAUUGAAAGCCAGGAAUGCAUUCGAUAAAGUUGUAAGAACACGCAUGUUUGCCUCGGAAUACAUUCUGGCAGACGCUCUUUCAAACCUCCUGUACAUAAGCUAUAAAUUUAAGACUGGGACUGAAAAAUGUUAAGUCAUGGAUUUGUUUGACUUAUAAUGCUGACAGGACAGCUGCAGAGACGUUAAUAAAUUUGCAGACAUUUACGAAGCAGAAGCGAAUAAUCCACCGCGACCUGUUUCCACGUGUGAACUUAAUACACGGAAAGUGGUUGGAAAAAUCGUAUUCUGAAGAACUUUUUAAGGAGAAGAGCAGAGCAACAGCAGCGCCCUUAAAGCGGGAAAGAGAAGGGUUCACCUCGACGUGUGCACGGCUUGCACCAGUAGUUCUCAAACAAAGAAAAACAAAGGAAACAUGCAAAGUUAUACCACUGUGUAGACCAAGUUCUUCAUCAUAACCAAUUCCUCUGAGGCUGGGAAAGCAUUGUGCAUGUUGUUGUCAAUCAAUAUUUUAAUAUGCUAUUUUCUUUACUCCUUACCUUACGAGAGUCUGAAUUUUCUGUUACUUUUGCUUCCUUUCACAAUCUGUGCUCAGUCGAGGUGCACACAUCCUCUAAAAAGAAACGACAGUUCCUUGCAAAAGUACUCGCAUCAUUUAAACUUUUCGCAGCAAACUAUUUCAAAUACUCAUGUAUUUUCAAGAUUUUAUGAUAUAGUCCAACAUAAAGUUGCACAUUACUGUGAGGUGGAAAGAAAUGGACAUGUGGCUUUCAUUUUUUUUCUCUAAAUGAAAAUCUGUUUCAGUACUUAGUAAAACCACCUUUUGCUGCAACUACAGCUCAGAGUCUUUGCUCAGGGCUCAGUUAGUUUGAGUGCAGAGAGCCUAUGAAUAGCAGUGUGCAAGUUUUAUAUCACCAAUCUGCAUAUUCUCCUGUGGGUUUACAUCUACUUGAUUUUAACACAUGAAAAUAGUCUGCAUUCGUUCAGUCCAUCUUUCCAUCACCUCUGGACAGUUUUUCUGUCCCAAUUGAAGAAAAGCAUUUCCACAGCAUGACACUGCCUCCAUCGUAUGGCACUGUAGGAAUGGCGCAAUCAGAGUGGCAGUUUUUCUCCACAUGCAGCAUUUUGCAUGUUGAUAAAAAAGUGAUUUCACACAGACAGAGCAUCUUCAUUUACAUGUUUAAAAGUAGAUGCUUAAUUAAUCUGGCCCAAUUAAUUAGGGACAUAUUUCAGGAGUGUGUGACUUGAUAGUUUUCCAGACAACAGAUUUUUUUUCAUCUGAGAUGGUGAUGUUUCCACGAUCUCCAAAGUCACCUUUGGUUGCUUUUCUGAUUGUCCUCUUCUUGACCAGCCUGUCAAGUUAAGCUAGUCUUAGGGGUUUGCAGCUGCCAUGUACUCAGAUUAAGCAUCACUCUAUAUUUGGUCAUAACUUGGGAUGUAGUUUCAUAGCCUAACUUUACUUUAAACUUCUCCACAACUUCUUCAACCUGUUUGCCAUAUUCCUUGGUCUUCAUGAUGCUGUUUGUUCAACAUUGUCAAUUAAGAAGCCUGUGAGGCCUCCACAGUUUAGCUGUAUUUAUAUUGAUAGCGUACACAGAGGUGAACACUAUUAACUAGGUAACUUCUUAAGGUUGUUUUUAUUAUUAUUAUUAUUAUUAUUAUUAUUAUUAUUAUUAUUAUUUUCUAUUUACGGGUAUCAACAAAAAGGGUGCUGAAUAAAAAUGUAUGCCACACUUUUCAGAUUUGUCCUUGUGAAAAGUUUGGAGAAGCUUGCAUCCUAUUCUUUCCAUUUCACAAUUGUCCACUACUUUGUUGUAGCGGAGAAAAGCGCAUUGAUGUUUGUCGUCGCGACGAGACAAAAUGCAACAAAGUUUAGGAAUACUAUUGUAAGGCACUGCCCUGUUCUUUAUGCGCAUAAUCCCAUCCGCCCCCUGAAUUUCCUGAGUAACUUAUGAUGUUAAUACUUUUUUUUUAAUUAAUAAAAACUGGGACAAAAAUCUCAGUUCAAAGCUAUGCUGAAAACCCAGUCUGAAUUGCUUUGUGUACAUAUAUACAUCAACCUUAACUAUCUGUGUAUAUAAAGUAAAAUUACAGUACAAGAGCACCAUUUAAUUAAUAUUUAUUGUUCAUUUUUUUGUGAAAGGGUUGGAUUUAUUUUUGAUAUAUUUUUGCUCAUCAGUGCAUUGGCAAAAUGAUUGCAUCAGCAACAAAGUCUAAUUACAGCACCAACUGGCUAAGGUUUUAUUGAAGAGUGUCCCCCUUUUUUGGGGGGGGAGGAUAAAAGUGUCAAGUUUAGCACAACAACUUUUUGUGGCUUCACUAAUCUCAUUUUGACAACGAUAAGCACAAUUUUAUCUCUUUUGCCUUUCGUCACGUCCCCUUUCUCUCUCGACCCGUCCACCAUGUCCUCAUUUCACCUAGUAGCUGUUAUGUGUAAGAUAAUUCUCCGAACUGAAAAACAUUAGCUGUGAAUCUCUGUAAGAAAUAGUGGAGAAUAUUGUUAAAUCUAGUCUGAGGAGAAGACACGUUAUACUGCAUGUGAAUGCUACCUUACAGUAAGUGCAUCUUUUUCUAUCGUCUUUUUACGUGUUUUGUGUGAGAGCUACAAUUCCCUUGAACAUUUUUUUUGUCUUUUUGCCAAAACAGUGAUAUGAAUGACAAACAUUCUGGCCAAAGCCGUUGAGGAAUCCCCCCCCCCCCCCCCCCCCCCCCCCCUCCUUAAUCUUUGAUUCAAAGAUGGCAUCUACUGUGUCCUCCCCCUUCUCCUCAACUUGACUAAAGUAAAGUGUUGAUGCCAUAAAUUAGAGCAGAUAAUGUUCCACCAAACACUCAGAAGUUUGUUUCUCCCUGAGAUUUAGAAGUAUGAGAGAGCAGAGAGUUACCGCUGUUGUGACACAGUUCUUUCUGGCAUGCAUUCAGUUGUCUAAAUAAACAUCUCCGUUACAAAAUAAAA
Molecule: messenger RNA, 6227 nt
Organism: Xiphophorus couchianus (Monterrey platyfish)
Lineage: Eukaryota; Metazoa; Chordata; Actinopteri; Cyprinodontiformes; Poeciliidae
Gene: sema3aa
Product: sema domain, immunoglobulin domain (Ig), short basic domain, secreted, (semaphorin) 3Aa
Exons: 17
Coding region: 485-3055 (856 amino acids)
Biological process (GO): negative chemotaxis; positive regulation of cell migration; semaphorin-plexin signaling pathway
Cellular component (GO): plasma membrane; axon; glutamatergic synapse
Molecular function (GO): neuropilin binding; semaphorin receptor binding; chemorepellent activity
Source: RefSeq, a predicted model, not a curated record